UCCCUCUCUUUCGCUCUCGCUGUCUCUUCAAUUAGCUCGCUAGCCCGUCGAGCUAAGCUUGUGUUUUCCGAUGCGGCUACGUUAGCUCCACUCCAAACCUCUGUUAUUAAACGACGCCACACAUUUGGCUUUUAGAGAACAAACUCGACCAUCUGAUUGGACUUUUCAAAUCUCCAAGGGGUUUAUGUCAACGGCCAAAGGUGAUUCUGUAGUGCCGCACAGUUUGCCCAAGUCAUCUACCUGGAUGAGGGAGCGCCGCCAUGAACAAGCUACGGCAGAGCUUCCGGCGGAAGAAGGAAAUCUACGUGCCCGAGUCCAGCCGGCCGCAUCAGUGGCAGACGGAUGAGGAGGCGGUCCGAAGCGGCAAAUGCAGCUUUGCGGUCAAGUACUUGGGGCACGUGGAGGUGGAAGAGUCGCGGGGCAUGCACAUCUGCGAGGAAGCCGUCAAGCGGCUCAAAACGGACAGGAAAUUCUUCAAAGGAUUCUUUUCCAAAGCUGGGAAGAAGGCAGUGCGUGCAGUGCUAUGGGUGUCGGCGGACGGGCUCCGCGUGGUUGAUGACAAAACUAAGGACCUGAUCCUCGACCAGACCAUCGAAAAGGUGUCAUUCUGCGCGCCGGAUCGGAACUUCGAGAGAGCCUUUUCGUACAUCUGCCGGGACGGGACGACGCGCCGCUGGAUCUGCCACUGCUUCAUGGCCGUCAAAGACUCGGGAGAGCGGCUCAGUCACGCCGUGGGCUGCGCCUUCGCCGCCUGCCUGGAGCGCAAGCAGAAACGGGAGAAGGAGUGCGGUGUCACGGCCACGUUUGACGCCAACCGGACUACCUUCACCCGCGAGGGCUCCUUCCGGGUCACCACGGCCACGGAGGCGGCCGAACGGGAGGAAGUCAUGAGGCAGCUGCAGGACUCUAAAAAAAGCGAGAGCGACGCAAAGGCAGCGGGCAACUCGUCCGGCGGCGGCGUGAUCAACGUCUCCGCCGUUCAGUCGGGAAACUCCCCGUCGCCCACGUCCUCGCCGCCCCUCUCGCUGGGCACCCUGGGCAUCCCCCGCCCACAAGCCCACGCCGACGUGAUGGCCAGGCAGGGCUCGUUCCGCGGCUUCCCGGCGCUCAGCCAAAAGACGUCGCCCUUCAAGCGCCAGCUGUCGCUGCGCAUGAACGAGCUCCCCUCCACCGUGCAGCGCAAGUCGGACUUCCCCAUCAGGAACGCGGUACCCGAGGUGGAAGGAGAGAACGACAGUAUAAGCUCGCUGUGUACUCAGAUCGCCACGGCGUUCAGCGGACCUCCAGAGGACCCCUUUUCCUCAGCGCCCAUGCCCAAAGCGCUUGCCUCGCCGCAGUCACCCGCAGCGCCAGUCAACGGCUCUGCCGCUAUCGCCUCCUUUUCCGCUCAUCCUCACUCCCAUCCUCUUGCUCCUCCCACCCUUCCUACCGCUGCUGCUGUUAAUCCUCCAGCUCCGAGCUCAGCAGCGUUGGCCCCCGCUCUGCCCGCUCGAGACACUAACCCCUGGGCCAAGACCCCCGCUGGGGUCCCGGCCCCUUCCACGGCGGGAGGUGAUUGGUCGUCGUCCACUCCCGUCAUCAUCGCCCCGCCCACGUCUUCUCCGGCGUUGUCCUCGCACAAGCGCACCCCCUCUGAAGCAGAAAAAUGGCUGGAGGAGGUUUCCAAGUCUGUCCGGGCUCCUCCGGCCAAGCCCAUCCUGGCGGCGGCGCCGCCACAGCACGCCCUGCCAUUUGUGGCCCCCAUGGCACCCUCACCCCCGAUGGCGUACGUGCCCCUGUUGCCCCCGCGCCAGACUGCUUUCCACUCCAUGUCCAACGGGCUGUCCUUCCCACAGCCCAGCGUGCCCGUGGUGGGCAUCACCCCCUCGCAGAUGGUGGCCAAUGUCUUCGGAUCGGUCGCGCAACCCCAGCCCUUUCCCGCCCCGGCGCCCGUAGCGCCCCCGAGUGUUGUCAUCCCGGGCCCCUUCAUCAAGCCCCCGCCGUCGCCCGCCACCGCUAGCCCUGCCCGCGCGCACCCCGCCAACGGCGGCGGCAGCUUCAACGGGGCGAACAAUUGGGCUACUCCGCCCCACCCGCCCGCCACCUCCUCGCCGGCUAACGCCGCCUCGCAGGAGCCACAGGAAGAUGCCUUUGAGGCCCAAUGGGUGGCGCUGGAGGGGCGCUCGCACCAGCGUACCACGCCGUCGCCUACCAACCCCUUUUCCACCGAGCUGCACAAAACGUUUGAGAUCCAGCUUUGAUGACUGUGCCUGAGGAAAGGGUCGGAAGGGAAAAUCUCCAAUCGCGGGGGAGGUGGCGGUCGCGGGGAAUCGAGGGGAGAGCCGGAGCGUUGACAUCUAAGACCCCACCCUACUCCCCAGAAAAACCCUGCUGCUGUUCUUCACAAGUCUCAUCAGCAUUCUCUGUGCUCGUUUGAUCGUCCUGUGGAACUCCACUUUUCCUCCCACCGCCGCCACCCCCCCUCUGUAAGCCGCUUCUUACCCACUCAACUCUCAACCACCUCAUGCCCACCAACCUCACCCAACUGGAAGAAUAAAGCAAGACAAUGCCAAAAUGUUUAUUUUUAUGCAUUAAGUAUAUUUUAAAUAGCUACGGAUUUCAACCGUCGUCAUGCCAAAGGCACAAAUUAUAUAUUAGGGAUGUGCAUCUCUCCAAUAAAACAAAAACGACAAUUUGGUAUGUAUUCCAAUACAUCUGGUGCAAUACAAUUCAUUUACGGUUCAAGUGUGACGAUUUGGUGAUUUCUAUCAGAUCUCAAUAGAUUUUAAAAUGGAAUAAUUCGGUUGGAUUUAACACACUCACACCUUUCAAAUCAAAACUGUUUUUUCGAUUCAGAUUGUUUUUUGCCACAUCCCUAAUAUAUAUAUUUACUGUAUAUAUGUACACAUAUAUUACAUAUGUAAUAUGUGUUACAUAUGUGUAUAUUAUACAUAUGUAUAUUUUACCUACAUAUAUAAAUAUAUAUAAAGUAUGACACACAGCAGUGCUAAUUUUUAAUGUGAUGUAAAGAGAUUUUGUGAAAGGACAGCUGCUUUACUGUGGGUUUUUUUUUUUGCAUAUUUUAUUCUAUUUUAUUUUUCGUCUUGGUGGUCGACUGUAAAUAUUGCAGUAACAAUCAACAAGGACCUAGCAACAACGGCAGCAAUGAUCGGCAAUCUUUUUAUUCUUUAGUAUGCUUGUUUUUGGGAUGUGUCUAAAACGUCUUUUUUUUUCAAAAAGUAGUGGAUUCCUCAUGUUUUGCUUUUACACAAGCACUAAUAACAUGAGAUGAUUGGAACUCCUCCAUCAGCUGCUUAGAGUUCCAGGGAGAUGACAACUGAAACAUUUUCCAUUGUUUCCUGGCUGUCGUGUGUUUUAUUUUUUGUUUUUUUAAAUCAAAACCUGUGAAUAUAAUCUUUUGUCUGAUCUAUUUUUCCAUUUUGUAAUUAUUUCACAACUUUAUUCCACUCGUCUGGAGAAAUGUUGAAGUUAAAUUUAAAAGGUUGAUUAAAUGAUGGUGGCAGAGAAAA
Messenger RNA from Syngnathus typhle (broad-nosed pipefish), 3509 nucleotides. RefSeq names its product NUMB endocytic adaptor protein (gene numb). The transcript has 11 exons. Lineage: Eukaryota; Metazoa; Chordata; Actinopteri; Syngnathiformes; Syngnathidae. The record is from RefSeq and is a predicted model, not a curated record. The coding region runs from base 261 to 2240 and encodes 659 amino acids. Gene Ontology annotation, molecular function: cadherin binding.